CGGGGCGAACCUCCGGAAAGGGAGGAGGGGGGAGUUCCUGCUGCAAGGGCCGCUGGGAAUUGUAGUACGGCGGAGGACCGAGAGAAACAUCUUCGUCCAAAAACCCUGAGCUCUGACCUUCUGCAGCUAAUUAACUUCAAGGGGCGUUCUCUCUGUUUAUGGGCGCCCACACUCUUGAACUGAAAGUUCUUCCUAAUAAUUAGCUUAAACUACAUAAAAUGGGAAACUGUCAAUAACUUAACAUACAACAUGCCCAUCUAGAACCUUCUUGGUGAAACCGCCAGGUCCCCCCACUUUUUAUAAGGAAGCAAAGAAACCCUACAUGUGGAUUAUCCAGUGCUGGAACUGGCUAUAUCAAAUCUUUAAUAUCAAACAUCAGUGUGUCUUUCUUCCUGCCAAGGAAUGAUCCAAAGUAGCUUUGCCUUCUCUGUCUUUUGAAGGACAGAUAUUUAAAUAAAUAGCCACCCACAACUGCCAUUUCCCAAACUGUCACAGAACUUUCCAAGUUCAACAUUCUCUCACUUCUGGGGAAGGAGCAUCACCUAAAACAUUCCGCGUGCUGUUUGAAUAGUAGCAGAGAGGCCACCAAUCUCUCUGUCCACAUGUACUCUCCAUCACACAUGCAGCAAUUUCUUCAAUGUCUGCAACACAGCCGUGGGAAUAAGUCCCAGGCAGCAGAGGCAGCAGUCCAUGUCCACUGUCAGCCCCAGGACCACCAACUCACAGCCACAAACUGGACUCCUACCCUGAAGGGGGGCACCCACCAGUACGGCCUGGAUCUCUUGGGCUGCAGGAAGCAGCAAGGAGUAGCUGCCAGCCCCAGGGUUCCCAGUGCCGAUUCCGACACUGUGAAGAAGCCCUUGGCAGUGACACUGUGUGCUCAUUAUGGAGAGAGGGAAAAUGUUUAGAUCCACUUUGCAGAUUUAGACACAUGGAAAUGCAGCAAAACUGCAGCAUUUCAUGCUUCUGGGAAACUCAGCCUCUUGGUUGUGUGAAGAUCAGUUGUGUGUUUUAUCAUAGCAAACCCCGUAAUAUCAAUGGACUUUUUUUGCCACCAAGUAGCAAUGUCACACUACAAAAAGAAACCCAGGAAGGAAUUCUGCCCCCUACCCAGAGUCAAGAACCUCUGAAACCUCAAGAGAAUAUAUCAAGACCCAUUCAUCCUCCAUUGGUCAUAACUAUUAACUUUGAGGAAGAGGAAGAGGAGGAAGAGGAAGAGGAAGACGACAAGGAGAACAAUGCUUCUAGUUUGUGGACAAAGACUCCAGAGGAAAUCGAAGAAGAAAGGGCGAUAAAGGAAAUGUGCUAUAAGUCUGGUGAAUACUACAGAUUUCACACUCCUCCAGACAUUUCAGCAAAAAGCAUAACUUCAACAGUGGAAAAAGAGUUAGCAAAACCCUUGGAAAAUGGCAAUGAAUUGCAAGAAGGGGAUGGUCUUACAGUUCCAACAAAAUUCAAUAUAUUUGAAAGACAAGGUGAGAUAAAAGCAUCAUUGGAUGGGAAACCAAGAACCGACCUUGCUGCUUUUGAAAAUGGAGGGGGUGACUGUUAUGUACCACAAAGGAUCAUAUUUCUUGGAGUGGAUGAGAGUGAGACUUUAACUGAAGAGAAUGAAUUCAUCAUGUCAAAAGGUUCAAACAAUAGUAAAGACAUCAAGGACAGUCCUCAUCCAAAGCGUUCUGUAACUACAAGACCAGUACCUACCACACAUGUCUUAAAUGCUACUGAGAAUAUCAACACAAAGUGCAGAGAGGAUCCCUCUUCAAUGAAUGAUGCUCAGUCAGCGAGGAAACCUAACUUUAAAGGGGUGAAAAAAAAGAAAUGGAUAUAUGAGGAACCAAAGAAUCCCCCAGGCACAGGGACAAGGAAAGCAACACAGGCUCCAAACCCCAAAAAUAAAAUGAGCUACCAACGUAAUGAUAAAAACAGGAACGCGGAGAAUGCAUCCUAUGUUCAUGUUCAGAGAGAUACUGUAAGAAGUGUUUCAUUGAACUCACCAGCACGUGGCAGGUCAGCAAAUGGGACUUAUAACAAAGUCAAUGUUAACAAGGAACCCAAACUCAACCUCUGUCCAGACAAAUAUACGUCAACAUCAUAUAAUGCUUCAACAUGGAGAAAAAGAAUUCCUUUUUCAAAAACAUACUCAAAAACUGAAAAGAUAUAUUCAGAGCCAAGAAGAAAUGGAAGCAAGUAAAACAGGAGGUUGAGAGAAGAAAAGGAGAAAAGAGAAAAGUGCUGGACAUCCUAUGAUUUACAAUCAAAAAUGAUAAAAAUGCAAAUUCAAAGAAUGAGAUAUUCAAGUACUUCAUACUAUAUACUGGAUAGCCAAAGAUGAUAAAAUGCAAAUUCUGAAAAUAAGAUGCAGGAAGUACAUUGUACUGUUUCAAAAAUGAUAAAAAUGCAAAUUACAAACAGAUAAGCUGCAUGUGUAUUUAUACAGGUCUGGAAUUCAUUCAAUGCAUUUGUCAUGAAAGUUUAAUAAAAUUCAGAAGUUUGACAAUUAAAGUCAUUCUUUAAUUGUAAACCAAGUUAUAUUGACCACAGAUUGAAGGGUAAAAUUGUGUCUUUGAUCUGUGUUACCAAAAUAUUCCUUAUGGAAAAAACCCUCUCCUUUUCUUUAUCUAGAUUUCAAAACUGGGCCUUCAGAGGUGACAUCUGAUGAAGUUAAAAACUAAUUGACUGAAGGUCUCAGGGCUUCAGUUUGACUGUGAUGGGUUAUUUCAGAGGAAUUCCUAUGUAAACACCAAACUUCGAUGUGUUCUAGACAGAGACAAAGGUUUGUUAAAUAUACAGGGCAGUCGUUGUACAAUGUAUUGUCAUUGGUGCCCCCAGUGCAGAGCCAAUGAGAAGGCGCCACCUUCAAAAUUGGAUAAAAUUGAGGUGAAAAAGAGUCCAUAAAUUGGAAAUGGAAAAUAGAAGAUAUUCAGAAUGGGAAACAGGACAAGCCUGAGAAGAAACCUGGAGUCUAGAGGAAUUAAUAUUUCUAUUUGCAUGCAUCUCUGGUUACCAGUAGGAUAUUGUUCAAUUUUUAUUGGGGGAAAUCAGGGUUUUUUAGUUUUUAGUUUUUUUUUUUACUCUUUUGUAAAGAUGUGAUUCCAGUUUUGUGGAGGAGACAGGGCCCACCACUCGUGGAUUUUAGUGGCAUACUGUCUAAAGCACUCACCAAAACCUGGGGAAAGAGAGUCAGUUGUUUGAGAAACAGGAUGGGAUGAGAAAUUGUGUUGGUGAGACCUCCAGGUGAUGGUUUGAGCCUGUGAGGGGGAAUCACGUGACAAGCUAUUAACUGGGCAGUUGAUAAGAUGCUCGAAUAUAUCCCCAAUUGAUAAGUGGCUCUGCACAUUUGUAACUUGAACUAGUGAUGAAGAAGGAAAUAUGUUGGGACAAAAAGUUGUCCUCUAAAAUGUAGUGCAUCCCCCACGUAUGUUUGCUUUGUGAAUGAAUGCAUACACUGCCUAGAGAGGAGGGGAGGGGUGAGAGAGAACCUCUCCAAAAGGCUUGGCCAUGAUCAUUCUGAGUACUUACCUACCUGUAUUGUUCCUGAAUAAGAGGAAAUUGUGAUGGUACUAAGCUCUGUUUCUGAGAACCAGUAAACAAUGACUCUGAAAACCAA
Molecule: messenger RNA, 3610 nt
Organism: Monodelphis domestica (gray short-tailed opossum)
Lineage: Eukaryota; Metazoa; Chordata; Mammalia; Didelphimorphia; Didelphidae
Gene: ZC3H11D
Product: zinc finger CCCH-type containing 11D
Biological process (GO): poly(A)+ mRNA export from nucleus
Molecular function (GO): metal ion binding
Source: RefSeq, a predicted model, not a curated record